GUGAAUUAUCGACCUUUGUGGGUUGAAAGACAGCAUUCAUCGUUUGGCUCGGUUGACUUCUCAUCCACGACGCUUUCCCCAAUUUUCAGCCCACAACCCGGAGUCAGUCUGUCAACCCCCAAGCUGGAAGCCCUUGCGACUGCCCACCAUGAGCUUUGUCAGGACCUUCAUCGGUGCAAUAGACCAAGGCACCACCAGCACCAGAUUCCUGAUUUUUGACCGGAGCGGGAAACCGGUGGCAUCCCAUCAGGUUGAGAUCGAGCAGUUCUAUCCCUACCCAGGACAGCAUGAGCACGAUGCUCUGGAGAUCGUAGACUCUGUCCAUGUGUGCAUCGAGCAAGCCAUCAACGACUUCGAGGACCGCGGCUUCCUUCGAUCUGAGAUCCAAGGAAUCGGAAUCACCAACCAGAGGGAAACCACCGUCGUCUGGGACAACGAGACCGGAGUGCCCUUGUACAAUGCCAUUGUGUGGACCGAUAACAGAUCCCAGGAUAUCAUCGACAGGCUGAAGCGGAAACCUGACGCGAAAAGGCUCCAGCAGAUCUGUGGUCUUCCACUGUCAACUUACUCUUCCGCUUCGAAGCUCCUGUGGCUACUCGAGAAUGUGCCCAGGGUUAGAAGGGCUUAUGAAAGAGGCACACUGGCCUUCGGCACCAUUGACUCUUGGCUGGUGUACUGCCUAAACGGUGGACGCAAGGAAAAUAUGCAUGUGACGGAUCCUACCAACGCGUCGCGCACGAUGUUCAUGAACCUGAAGACUUUGAAGUAUGAUGACUUUCUGCUCAACUUCUUUGGCAUCCAAGGAAGAAUCCAUCUACCCAUAAUUGUCCCGUCCUCCGCUAGGAACGGGUUCGGAGCCUUGAAAACCGGCCCUCUGGCUGGUGUUCUCAUCACAGGGUGUCUUGGUGACCAAUCCGCGGCACUUGUCGGCCAGAAAGGCUUCUCUCCUGGAAUGGCAAAAAACACCUACGGCACCGGAUGCUUUCUGUUGUACAAUGUCGGCGAGAAGCCCGUCAUAUCCAAACAUGGCCUUCUAGCCACUGUCGCGUACCAGUUCGACGAAAAGCCUGUCUACGCCCUGGAAGGCAGCAUCGCCGUUGGCGGAUCGGGCAUCAAGUUCCUGCAGAACAAUCUCGAGUUCUUCGAAGAACCUAAGGAUGUGAACGCCCUCGCACUGACCGUCGAAGACAGCGGCGGAUGUGUCUUCGUCACCGCAUUCAAUGGCCUCUUUGCGCCUUAUUGGAUCAACGAUGCCAAAGGAACCAUCUUCGGAAUUACCCAAUACACCAAUAAAGGCCACAUUGCCCGAGCCGUUCUUGAUGCAACCUGUUUCCAAACCAAGGCCAUCCUCGACGCCAUGGAAAAGGAUAGCGGACACAGCCUCUCCGAGCUAGCAGUUGACGGAGGCAUGAGUAACUCAGACAUUGCCAUGCAGAUCCAAGCUGAUCUCAUCUCCAUCCCCGUCUACCGUCCCAAGAUGCGUGAAACCACUGCCCUCGGCGCCGCUAUAGCCGCUGGGCUCGGUGUGGGAGUCUGGAAUAAUUAUGCUGAGCUACGUGAUAUCAACGGUGCUGGUGGGGACGUUUUCCAGCCAGGGGUGAGCCGAGAGGAAAGUUCUUACGCUUUUGCGUUGUGGGAAAAGGCCGUGAGAAUGAGUAGAGGGUGGGUUGGGGAUGGUGGUCCGAAGCAGGAUACUAAGGACGCUGGUGCUAGUGAGCGUGGAGUUGAAAAGAGUGAUGGUGUUGCGACCUUGAAGGUUCCUGUUCCCGAUCGCUCGAAUGAUUUGGAUGAUGCGGACGAGGAGGAACUGUGCUUAGAGCUCCGUCGGGUGGAGAUCUUGCAAAAGUUGAAGAGGUUGAGGAAUGCUAAAGCUAUGGUGUCUUGA
This is a messenger RNA of Aspergillus heteromorphus CBS 117.55, 1885 nucleotides long. Its product is annotated as glycerol kinase. Gene Ontology annotation, biological process: glycerol metabolic process; glycerol-3-phosphate biosynthetic process; triglyceride metabolic process. The transcript is spliced from 4 exons. Bases 149 to 1885 code for a protein of 578 amino acids. Gene Ontology annotation, cellular component: mitochondrion. NCBI's taxonomy places the organism in Eukaryota, Fungi, Ascomycota, Eurotiomycetes, Eurotiales, Aspergillaceae. Gene Ontology annotation, molecular function: glycerol kinase activity. The record is from RefSeq and is a predicted model, not a curated record.